Messenger RNA from Amorphotheca resinae ATCC 22711, 1551 nucleotides. RefSeq lists its product as hypothetical. Bases 1 to 1551 code for a protein of 516 amino acids. The record is from RefSeq and is a predicted model, not a curated record. The transcript has a single exon. NCBI's taxonomy places the organism in Eukaryota, Fungi, Ascomycota, Leotiomycetes, Helotiales, Amorphothecaceae.
AUGGGUGCUCCAUUCUGGUCUGAAGAAGAGAAGAAAUACUUCUUGGAAGAAGUUAUUCCCAAAUCCUACUAUUCCCAGGGAUAUCAUGGCACGCAAGGCCGCUCUUUUGAGGACUUGGCUGCGGUCAUGCAGCGGGAUAUGGACGCGAGAGGCUUGAGCAGACGCAAAUACAACGGGGAUAUCUUGUUCCAGCAUUGGUAUCAAAAGGUCAGAAACCCAGAUCCCGAUGAAGCUUCGGGAGAUGAUGGAGGCCCGGGAGAUGGUGGAACCCCGAGAGAUAUGGGCUCGCCGUCAAAGACAAGAACUAAUCCACGUCCCAAUACUUCUAAGCCCGGUCGACGCCCAGCACAGGAGGAACCUGCUUCGUACUCGACCCGCGCAGCUAGCCUGCUUCUCACUCAUUCUCGCCAGGGUGCUGGUCAAGAUCUGACUGCGAGCGAUCAGGUCCCCUUGUCAAGCCCAACCAUCAGCGAACUAUCAGUUCCGGAGAAGGUAGCUGAUAGUCCUACCAUGGACACUAAGCCCCUCUUACCUGGAGCUGCUGCAAAGAGUCCGGAUAAGGGUAACUCCAACCUAUUGUCUCGUUCUCCUAACGCGAGAUCAAGAUCGAUGUCAGACCCUCCCUCUUUGAUCCAGCCGGUGCUUGUUUCUCGAUCGAAGUUGCCUCAUUCCAAAGCACCCGCUUCACAAGCAAAUAAAAGGGCAUUUGAUGGCGCUAUGGCUGGAGGUGACGGUGCAACAGACAAUACCACUCCCAAACAGUCAAAAGGAGCAAAGAACCCCACCAGCUACUACCAAAGCCCAUACGCCCCCAAAGCAAAAGAAGAGUCAUCCAAGCCGGCUAGUACCCACGGAAGUGGAAAAGCAGAAGAAUCUAAAGCCACAGCUCAAGCCAAUCCUCGCGGCCGUUCCCCGACCCAACAGCCGUCCGUGGAAGAUCCUAUCUUUCUGUCUUCUGACGAAGAAGUCUCCCCGAUGGCGCCCGUUGCAAAGCGACAAAAGACAGGAGCCAAGCGUAGCAACCGUGGCAACGAUCAACCCGGAACCCAGCCCAUGACCUUUGUCCCUCCAGCUCCACUCACUCUUGCUGAACAACAACAAAUCCAGCACCGCUUUGCGGUACCAAAUACCAUCCAUGGUAUGCCCCCAAAUAUGAAUCAGCUAGGCUACCCCAUGCCAGGAGGAAGCAGUGUCUAUGCAAGCCCCUAUACAAGCCCUUAUGCUGCCGCCAAUCCACCCAGCAACAUCCCCGCAUACAGACCUAUCCCCGCGAUUCGGGGCGCGCCAGCUUCCCGCGGCAGAGGUUCCAGAGGCGGCGCACGCUCCUCCACGCAGACACCACGUCCCUUCGAGAGCGCUAUGCAGCAAGCACAGUCCAUGGGCAUGCCACCUCCUUACACCUCGACCCCCGACCCAGGCACUGGUCUUCCAAUCUUUCGCGGUCCGGUUCCAGAUAUGGGCUCUGGCAAUCAGACAUUCGAUGCUGUUACGGGACAGCGACUGGGUCAGGUGAUGAUGCCUUAUUGCCCCUCGUGCAAGCGACCUUUCUAG